UAUAUCUAUAGUAAUAAUACAGGAACAUGACUGUGGAGGUGAGGGGUGACAUCACUUAUAUCUAUAGUAAUAAUACAGGGACAUGACUGGGGAGGUGAUGGGAUCUGGGAGUGUCACUAUGACAUCACUUAUAUCUAUAGUUAUAAUACAGAGAUAUCACUGGGGAGGUGAGGGGAUCUGUGAGCAUCACAGUGACAUCACUUAUAUCUCUAGUAAUAAUACAGGGACGUGACUGGGGAAGUGAGGGGAUCUGGGAGUAUUUGCAGCGAUAUUGAUGUCUCCCCAUUUUGCAGGGUUACACAGUUGUGAAGAAGAUAUCUGGUGAGUGUGAGACACCCAGCAGCCAUCCUCGUGUGUCAGGCGGACUAAGCAGGACCCACAGCCCCAUCACAGUGCCUCCACCUCACUCACUUAUACAUGAGAGACACAGUGACCAGAAGAUCCUGGAACUCACCAACAAGAUCAUUCAGCUGCUGACUGGAGAGAAGGGGGAGUAUAUAGAGGAACACAGGGGUCUGUACAAGGACGUGAUGAUGGAGAAUCACCGGCCCCUCACAUCACUGGAUGUGCCCAGUAACAGAGAUACCCCAGAGAGAUGUCCCCGUCCUCUGUAUUCCCAGGAUUGUACAGAGGAGAAUCACAGGAUCCCACAGGAGGGUCAGGUAGAACGUCUGUCUGAUAUUAAGGCAGAAGAUAUAGAUGAAGAAGAAGAGAUGUAUGUGACGGAUAUAAAGGCAGAAGAUAUAGAGGAAGAAGAAGAGACGUAUGUGACUGAAAUAAAGGCAGAAGAUAUAGAGGGAGAAGAAGAGAUGUAUGUGACUGAUAUAAAGGCAGAAGAUAUAGAGGAAGAAGAAGAGACGUAUGUGACUGAAAUAAAGACAGAAGAUAUAGAGGGAGAAGAAGCGACGUAUGUGACUGAUAUAAAGGCAGAAGAUACAGCGGGAGAAGAAGAGACGUAUGUGACUGAUAUGAAGGCAGAAGAUAUAGAUGGAGAAGAAGAGACGUACGUGACUGAUAUAAAGGCAGAAGAUACAGAGGGAGAAGAAGAGACGUAUGUGACUGAUAUGAAGGCAGAAGAUACAGAGGGAGAAGAAGAGACGUAUGUGACUGAUAUAAAGGCAGAAGAUAUAGAGGGAGAAGAAGAGACGUAUGUGACUGAUAUAAAGGCAGAAGAUAUAGCGGGAGAAGAAGACACGUAUGUGUCUGAUAUAAAGGCAGAAGAUAUAGAGGGAGAAGAAGAGACGUAUGUGACUGAUAUAAAGGCAGAAGAUAUAGCGGGAGAAGAAGACACGUAUGUGUCUGAUAUAAAGGCAGAAGAUAUAGAUGGAGAAGAAGAGACGUAUGUGACUGAUAUGAAGGCAGAAGAUAUAGCGGGAGAAGAAGAGACGUAUGUGACUGAUAUGAAGGGAGAAGAAGAGACGUAUGUGAGGGGUGAUCAGCAGUGUAAGGAGGAGGAGAUGCCUACAGAUAUCAGCACAGCAGAUGGACACACAAGCAGGAAUAUCUCAGAAGGACAUCUAAUGUUAUCCCCGGAUUGUGACAUAAAAGAUAAUGACAGUAGACAGGAUUCUCCAGGAGAUAACCCCAUUACCCCAAUUAUACAUCCAGCUCUAUCAGCUGAUCCCCCUGAUCCUGGGAAAUGUUCUCCUGAUCACUCUGAUAUUGGUGCAUCUGUUACAGCUCUGACAGUAGAUACAGUGUUUCAGUGUUCUGUAGAUGCCAAAUGUUUUACGAAGAACACAAAGCCUAAUAACCCACACACAGGUAAGGCAGGUGAGAGGCCACUGAUAUGUUCUGAGUGUGGGAAAUGUUUUACAUACAAAUCACAACUUGUUAUACAUCAGAGAAGUCACACAGGUGAGAAGCCAUUUUCUUGCUCUGAGUGUGGGAAAUCUUAUUUAACUAAAUCACAUCUUGUUAUACAUAACAGAAGUCACACAGGUGAGAAACCAUUUUCUUGCUCUGAGUGUGGGAAAUGUUUUGCACACAAAUCGCAACUUGCUACCCAUCAGCAAAGUCACACAGGUGAGAAGGCAUUUCCAUGUUCUGAGUGCGGGAAAUGUUUUGCACACAAAUCAGUUCUUGUUAAACAUCAGAGAAGUCACACAGGUGAGAAGCCAUUUUCUUGCUCUGAGUGUGGGAAAUGUUUUACACAGAAAUCACAUCUUGUUAUACAUCAGAGAAGUCACACAGGUGAGAAGCCAUUUCCAUGUUCUGAGUGUGGGAAAUGUUUUGCACUUAAAUCAUAUCUUGUUAAACAUCAUAGAAGUCACACAAGUGAGAAGCCAUUUUCUUGCUCUGAGUGCGGGAAAAGUUUUACCUGGAAAUCCAAACUUGUUAUACAUCAGAGAAGUCACACAGGUGAGAAGCCAUUUCCAUGUUCUGAGUGUGGGAAAUGUUGUGUAAGUAAAUCACAACUUGUUAGACAUCUGCGCAGUCACACAGGUGAGAAACCUUUUCCAUGUUCUGAGUGUGGGAAAUGUUUUGCAUGUAAAUCAGAUCUUGUUAUACAUCAGAGAUGGCACACAGGUGAGAAGCCAUUUCCAUGUUCUGAGUGUGGUAAAUGUUUUGCACUUAAAUCAGUUCUUGUUAAACAUCAGCGAAGUCACACAGGUGAGAAGCCAUUUUCUUGCGCUGAGUGCGGGAAAUGUUUUACACAAGAAUCAAAUCUUCUUAGACAUCAGCAAAGUCACACAGGUGAGAGGCCAUUUCCAUGUUCUGAGUGUGGGAAAUGUUUUACACAAAAUUCACAACUUGUUACACAUCAGCAAAGUCACACAGGUGAGAAGCCAUUUCCAUGUUCUGAGUGUGGGAAAUGUUUUGUAUCGAAAUCACAUCUUGUUAUACAUAACAGAAGUCACACAGGUGAGAAGCCAUUUUCUUGCUCUGAGUGUGGGAAAUGUUUUACAUGGAAAUCACAACUUGUUACACAUCAGAAAAGUCACACAGGUGAGAAGGCAUUUCCAUGUUCUGAGUGUGGGAAAUGUUUUACACACAAAUCAGAUCUUGUUAUACAUCACAGAAGUCACACAGGUGAAAAGCUGUUCUCUUGCUCUGAGUGCGGGAAAUGUUUUCCACGGAAAUCACAUCUUGUUAGACAUCGCAGAAGUCACACAGGUGAGAAGCCAUUUUCUUGCUCUGAGUGCGGGAAAUGUUUUUCACGGAAAUCACAUCUUGUUAGACAUCAGAAAAGCCACACAGGUGAGAAGCCAUUUCCGUGUUCUGAGUGUGGGAAAUAUUUUUCACGGAAAUCACAUCUUGUUAGACAUCACAGAAGUCACACAGGUGAGAAACCAUUUUCUUGCUGUGAGUGUGGGAAAUGUUUUACACGGAAAUCAGACCUUGUUAUACAUCACAGAAGUCACACAGGCGAGAAGCCAUUUCCAUGUUCUGAGUGUGGGAAAUGUUUUGCACAGAAAUUAGAUCUUGUUAUACAUCACAGAAGUCACACAGGUGAGAAGCCAUUUCCAUGUUCUGAGUGUGGGAAAUGUUUUACACACAAAUCAGAUCUUGAUGUACAUCACAGAAGUCACACAGGUGAGAAGCCAUUUCCAUGUUCUGAGUGUGGGAAAUGUUUUGCACAGAAAUCAGAUCUUGUUAUACAUCACAGAAGUCACACAGGUGAGAAGCCAUUUUCUUGCUCUGAGUGUGGGAAAUGUUUUACAAAGAAAUCAUAUCUUCUUACACAUCAGAGAAGUCACACAGGUGAGAAGCCAUUUUCUUGCUGUGAGUGUGGGAAAUGUUUUACACGGAAAUCCCAACUUGUUACACAUCAGCAAAGUCACACAGGUGAGAAGCCAUUUCCAUGUUCUGAGUGUGGGAAAUGUUUUGCACAGAAAUCAGAUCUUGUUAUACAUCACAGAAGUCACACAGGUGAGAAGCCAUUUUCUUGCUCUGAGUGCGGGAAAUGUUUUACAAAUAAAUCACAUCUUGUUAGACAUCAGCGAACUCACACAGGUGAGAGGCCAUUUCUAUACUCUGAGAAAUAAAUCAGCUCUUGCACACAAUAAACAUCACUCAGGUGAGGAACCAUUUUAAUCUUCUGGAGUAUUCUCAUCAUUGCCAUGCGUUGUUCUUCAAGGUUCUUAUCCUAUCUCCUAUGCUUUUUGCAAUAUACAUGUUACCACUGGGUGAAAUAAUCAGAUGGCAUGCCAUCCUCUACCACUGCUACGCCGAUGACCUGUCUUUUGCUCCAGGUACUGAGAACCCAGUAACAAUCCUAAAUGGUUGUCUAGCUGAGCUCCAAGUGUGGAUA
This is a messenger RNA of Pseudophryne corroboree (corroboree frog), 4255 nucleotides long. Its product is annotated as zinc finger protein 585A-like. The record is from RefSeq and is a predicted model, not a curated record. The transcript is spliced from 6 exons. The coding region runs from base 531 to 3989 and encodes 1152 amino acids. Lineage: Eukaryota; Metazoa; Chordata; Amphibia; Anura; Myobatrachidae.